This is a messenger RNA of Rotaria socialis, 298 nucleotides long. The record is from the annotation of a GenBank genome assembly. Lineage: Eukaryota; Metazoa; Rotifera; Eurotatoria; Philodinida; Philodinidae.
AUCGGGAUGUCAUGGUCAAGGUGGAAAUCAACUAUUUCGUUUAAAUGUCGAAGGUGAAUGGUCAUCGGAUGAACAUUGUUUUGUAUCUCAUGGUGAUUCUGUUGGGACACAACACUGUGUACAAAUGGGUAGAUGGAUUCCAAAAGGUGAAUGGAAAUAUGGCAAUCAAACACGGCAAAUACGUUCAAUGAAAGUUAGUAAAUGUUUAGUAACGGAUGACAAACGUUUAAGUUUGGAAUCUUGUCAAACUAAUAAUCAAGCACAACAAUGGAAAUGGAAAGAAAUUUAUGUUGUAUGA